GGCCUUGUUGUCGUUCCUGCUGCCCUGCGCGGUGCAGGGAAAAUGAUACAAAAAAAGCAGGAAUCCAUGGGGCCUUCCUCAUAUAUAUAUAUUUAAACAAGUCUCUCUAACUUAAUGUCGUGAUGCAUUUUCCUUUCUUAAUUGCAACAAUCAGUUUGUGAAUGUUUGGAGAAAGCCUCUCCAACAGUCAUAAAUGGGAAUUAUUGUUUUUUCUGAUCAUUGUAAGCAAUAUUUUUGUUUGAAAAUCGGUGUGUUUCUGAGUGCGCGCGCAUUUGUAAAUGUGUGGGGACACGGAGAGAGAGCUAUUACACACCAGAAUGACAGCAGGGGGAAGAGGAGGAGAAAAAGAAAGAGGAGGAGGAGGGAGAGAGGUGCCAUGUGCUUCCUGUCUACAAGCCAUUCAGCUCCCCGAGCUCCGACAGGAUGGAGGUCCUGCACGCUGCUGCUUCCUGCUCCAACAUCCACUAAACUCCACUUUUUGGGGGAUCAAAUAUCUCACAUUUUGGCCUAAUUCUCUCCGUUUUUUUUUUUUUUACUCUACACACCUGGCUUGAGUGUGUCUCCUCAUCCUCAAGAUAGAGGCUUCCAGGGAUGGAGUCGAUGCCCGGACAUCUUCGAGACGCGGGACGAGACGCCAGCUCCUCCCCAGGUUUAAAGCAGGACGCACAGAGUUUCUCCAGCCCCAGCUCCCUCAAACCAAACCAAGUGAGUGAGACCUCCCUGUACGGCGUGCCCAUCGUCUCCCUCGUCAUCGACGGCAAGGAGAGGCUGUGUCUGGCCCAAAUUUCGAACACGCUGCUGAAAAACUACAGCUACAACGAGAUCCACAACCGCCGCGUGGCCCUGGGCAUCACCUGCGUGCAGUGCACCCCCGUCCAGCUGGAGCUCCUGCGGCGCGCGGGGGCCAUGCCCAUCUCCUCCCGGCGCUGCGGCAUGAUCACCAAGCGAGAGGCCGAGAGACUCUGCAAGUCCUUCCUGGGAGCGCACAGCCCCCCGAAACUGCCGGAAAAUUUCGCGUUCGAUGUCUCCCACGAGUGCGCGUGGGGCUGCAGAGGAAGUUUCAUCCCGGCCAGAUACAACAGCUCCAGAGCCAAGUGCAUCAAGUGCAGCUUUUGCAGCAUGUAUUUCUCUCCAAAUAAAUUCAUCUUUCACUCUCAUCGCACCCCAGAGUCCAAGUAUCUGCAACCGGACGCGGCCAACUUCAACUCGUGGAGGCGUCACCUGAAACUGACGGAGAAAGUCCCGUCCGAUGAUGUUAACCACGCGUGGGAGGAUGUAAAGGCCAUGUUCAAUGGGGGCAGCAGAAAGAGGACUCUGCCCAUGAACGGGUCGGGGAUGUCCUCGCCUCUAAAGUCCCAGGCCUCUUCCAGCCUGGGGCAAACCAGCUCUCCCGAGAUCCCUCACAAAACUUUACGGGCCGACCAGGAUCAGGGUGGCAGUAACUUAAAUUUGGGGAGCGGCGCCCGGAGCUAUCCAGUCAUCCCAGUCCCCAGCAAAAGCUUUGGCAUGCUCCAGAAAAUCCCCCCGCCCCUGUUCCCCCACCACCCAUAUGGAUUCCCCAGCUAUGGGCUCUGUCAGAAAAAGAGCGACGGGGUGCCGGACGCGACCAAAACCAACGUCCCCAGCGUCUUCUGGCCGGGCGCGAAGGACACCCUCUACCCCGCCUUCCCCAUGUUUUGGCCAGCCGCUGGCGGCCUCCCCAUGCCGCCCUACCCGGGCUCCCCUCCCAAGCCUCACCUGGAGCUGCCCGGCGUCCGGCAGGGCGAGCUGGACGCGUCAGACCAAAGUAGCGCAAACACACCAAAAGAUCUGAACCAGCACCCUCUCCAUCAGCGGGACGGGGGCGAGCGCAGUCCCGGCUCCUCCUCCUCCACCCGGAAUGAGGAGGACAGGUCCGGGGAUGAGGCCUCCCAGCGGAAAAUCAGCUACAUCUCCGCGUUCAGGCCCGUCGUCAAAGACGUGGAGACCAUCGCCAAACUGUACGGGAGCCGGGAGAGCUACGGCGCGCGCCCAGGCUACCUGUCCCCGGACUUCAUCAGCGAGAGCUCCAGCUACAGAUCGAUAUCCCCGGACAGGGACAGCGUGGCGGACGACGACGACGAGGACGAGGUGGACGUGGAGUCCAACCGAGGUCCGGACGAUGAAGAUCCGAUCCGGAUCUCGCCCGGCGGGGAACCCCGUGACUCCCCCGCGGCAGAGCAGAUCUCCUGCAGCGCGGAGGAGAGUUGUGAGCAGCCAGAUGCUCCGAGCCCGGGGGCACGCGCAGCAUCACCGGAGGACCCCGGUCACACCAGGUCACCAGACGGGGACAGACCGGCGCGCAGCAGCACCCCUCCUCAUGAAGUGUAUGAAAAGGACAGUCACGUGAUCUCUUCUUAUGGCUCCAAACAAUCAAACAGCCCCCGCAGACCCAGCGCUGUUCAUCUUCACAUGUCUGAGUUCCAAAAUCAGCGCAUCGCAGCCUCGAUUCAGGAGCCAAAGGACAGACAAGGAGGAGCUUUGCGCAUCGACAUCAGCGUGCGUGAAAGAGAUUUAGAGAGCAUGGCGAAAGAGGAGCUGCAGAAGCAGCUGGUGGAGCAGGUGGAGCUCAGGAAGAAGCUGGAGAGGGAAUUUCAGCAUUUAAAAGGUAUGAGAAAAAAUAAUUUUCAGGAUCAAAUGAAGCGUGAGCUGUCCUACAGAGAGGAGAUGGUCCAGCAGCUGCAGAUUGUUCGAGGUUGGUCUCGCUCCGUCUCUGUAUGCAGAUCAAUGCUGUUUAUAGGGAGAAACAAAUAUUACGAUAUAACAAUCAGCCUUAAAAGCACAAAAAUGAAAAGUGACACUCUGCAUAGUGAUGUUGGUAAUUUAAGUUCAGGUUUUUUUCACAGCAAAAAUCCACAUUUCUUCUUCUGCAGUUUUAUUAUAUCCACAGAUAUCAAGAGAUGUAAGCCAAACCACAUUGUUUUGUUUGCAAAGGUUCUUUGCUCCUAAAUCAUGCUCUGGAAAAUUGAAUGGACAGACCAUUAUGUAGUGUUGGAUCAGUUACAUGUAGUAGACAUCAACUAAUGCCGCCCGCUAAAGGAUUGGUUUAGUGUUACACUUGUUUAAAUACAGGGUUCAAGUACACAGAGGGGUCACUCUAAAUACCAUGGGGGCAGCCAACAUGCAUUACACUUUUCUUCUGUUGGGUUUGGCUUUUUUUAUCAAUUUACAUUACUUAUUUCCUUUUUUUUAUGUAAACUCUAUUUUAUUUACUUUAUUUUUCAGUAUAGCUAAAAAAAAUAAGAGGAUAAAC
Oryzias melastigma (Indian medaka) is the source of this 3271-nucleotide messenger RNA. It is a transcript of the gene skor1a, whose product is annotated as SKI family transcriptional corepressor 1a. Bases 592 to 2967 code for a protein of 791 amino acids. The transcript has 7 exons. Gene Ontology annotation, molecular function: RNA polymerase II cis-regulatory region sequence-specific DNA binding; SMAD binding; DNA-binding transcription factor activity, RNA polymerase II-specific. Gene Ontology annotation, cellular component: nucleus; transcription regulator complex. The record is from RefSeq and is a predicted model, not a curated record. Gene Ontology annotation, biological process: negative regulation of BMP signaling pathway; negative regulation of transcription by RNA polymerase II. NCBI's taxonomy places the organism in Eukaryota, Metazoa, Chordata, Actinopteri, Beloniformes, Adrianichthyidae.